GCAUUAACUUGCUAAACAAAACCUCACUGUUUAGUCUUCAAAGGCAAAUAAGUAACAGCUGACAGGAAAAUAUGUUGUGACAGUUUUCAAAUACUGUACAGCCUUAACAUCUGUUUCGAGCAAUGCAAAAUCCCCGCUGGUCAACAACAGACAGAUAAGGUAAACAGGGCUGUAUGCUCUGCUGUGUGAGGACCACUGGAAGAACAGGUAAACUGUUUUCUGCUGGAAAUGGGUGGAUCCCUCCUUUGUGGCAACAUCAUGUGAGUGAUUCGGAGUCAUCAGACAAACUUCCGUUUGUUGAAGAGGACAGACGCUGCUGCAGUAGGCUACUCCAGAAGAAAAAAGCUUUUCAGAGCAGCCACGAUGAAUACAGCUUGAAGUACAUGAGCAACCUUAUGGGCAGUAGGAGACAGAAAUCAAUAGAUGAUGGAGAGCGGAGUCUCAUUGGGCCUCCAUCUGGGGACUCUGCCUCCGGUGGGGACCUCCUGGACAAAGUUCCUUCCACGCCGGGCUUCAUCUAUGUGCUGGUGUUUUUCUCUGCCCUGGGAGGAUUUCUCUUCGGGUACGACACUGGCGUGGUGUCCGGAGCUAUGCUGCUCCUGAAGAAGGAGAUGAAACUGAGCAAUCUGUGGCAGGAGCUGCUCGUCUCCAGUACUGUUGGGGCUGCAGCACUCUCCGCCAUAAGUGGAGGCUUCUUGAACGGGUGGCUGGGGCGCAAGGUCUGCAUCCUUUUGGCCAGUUUCAUCUUCAGCACCGGUGGCAUCAUCUUGAGUUUGGCCCCGGACAAGGUGGUCCUUCUUGUGGGCAGAAUCGUAGUCGGCUUGGGUAUAGGCAUAGCCUCUAUGACAGUUCCUGUAUACAUUGCCGAAGUUUCCCCCUCUCACCAGAGAGGUCAGCUGGUCACUAUCAACUCCCUCUUCAUCACCGGUGGCCAGUUAAUUGCCAGUGUCAUUGAUGGAGCUUUAAGCUACAUGAGCCACGACGGCUGGAGGUACAUGUUAGGUCUGUCCGUUGUCCCAGCAGUGCUGCAGUUUGUCGGCUUUUUCUUCCUGCCGGAGAGCCCCCGCUGGCUUCUCCAAAAGGGCCGGGGCCAGGAGGCCCGUCGAGUUCUCAGCCAGAUAAGAGGAGGCCAGAACAUUGAUGAGGAGUAUGACACCAUCAGAACCAGCAUUGAGGAAGAGGAGAAAGAAGCGAGUGGAGGCCUUGUUAUUCUGCGGAUCCUUCGCCACGGUCCGACUCGCAGGGCUCUCAUCGUUGGCUGUGGCCUGCAGAUGUUUCAGCAGCUGUCUGGAAUAAACACUGUCAUGUACUACAGUGCAACCAUCCUGCAGAUGGCGGGGGUGCGGGAUGAUAAUCAGGCAAUCUGGUUGGCUGCUGCAACUGCUGCUACCAACUUUGUGUUCACCUUGGUUGGAGUCUGGCUUGUGGAGAGAGUGGGCCGCAGGAAGCUGACCCUGGGCAGUCUUUUAGGUACUGGUCUCAGCCUGACUUUGUUGGCAGUCGGGUUUUUGCUGUCUGCCCAGAAUUCUCCGCCCGUUACCCUCCACCCAGUCGACUCUCAGAACUCAUCCUGCAGGCUAUAUGGGUCAUGUGAAUCCUGCAUGUUGGAUUCGGACUGUGGAUUUUGUUUUUGUGAAAACGGCACCAGAGUGUACGACUCCUCCUGUGUCCCUGUCAGCCCAGCGUCCGCAGAUCACGCCGCCUGGGGAAGUUGUUCCAACCAGACAGACCCAACUGACAGCCCGAUCUGGGCCUACAACUACUGUCCAACAUCCUACUCCUGGAUCGUCCUGUUGGGCCUCAUUCUCUAUCUUGCAUUCUUUGCUCCAGGUAUGGGCCCCAUGCCUUGGACAGUGAACUCCGAGAUCUACCCACUGUGGGCCCGCAGCACCGGCAACGCCUGUUCAUCCGGGGUCAACUGGAUCUUCAACGUCCUGGUGUCUCUGACCUUCCUUCACCUCGCUGAGUUCCUGACCUAUUAUGGGGCGUUCUUCAUGUACGCAGGGCUGGUGGUGUUGGGUCUCCUCUUCGUCCAGGGCUGCCUCCCAGAGACCCAGGGUCUGCAGCUGGAGGACAUCGAGAACCUGUUCGCUGGUCAGCUCUGCUCCUGUGGCGCCUCCUCAGCCAAUGGCCAUGUCCAUUACAUUCGGGUAAAAGGCAGCAACUACCUCCCCUCUGAAAGCGAUGCCUCAGAAGUAGAGUAGACUGGGAAGAUUUUGUUUCUCCGCUCUGUCCUUUGGUUUGCUCAUGUGGGGAGGAAAGGUAAUCCUGUUGCCCUCUGGUGGCUGCAAUCAAACACAAGCAUACAAGGCUUGAGCUCUCCAUUGAUUGACUUUGACUGGCACGUUCCCCUCAUCAGUAAUCUCUGUCUUUGUUUUAACUGGGAGUUGGUCUGCUUUGGAUUUUUUUCUUUUGUGCAUUCUUCUUGCCAUCAUUCCCUUUGUCAUCAAAGCAAACAUUGGAGCAAGACUUUCCAGGAUUAGGGUGAGCAGGAUUCUUUAGAGCAGUGUUGCUGGGGUAAUGAAUAUCCCAGGAAAGCUAUAGUAUGUAAUAACCAAAAAAUGAUGUCCCAAACCUGAAACUGAUACAUAAUUACCAUAUGUAUUUUAUUUUAUCUGUAUUAUUUACUUCAUUUUAAAGAUGCACUUUGGGGAAUGAUUUUGGUUUUCCUAGCAAGUAGCAUUUUUCCUUUUUUUUUCAGUGAGACUAUUUGUACUAUCAUUUUUUUUUACUUAUUUGUACAUUUGCAUAUGCCUAUAUUCUUUCAAAACACCUUCCUGUUGAAAUCACUAACACAGGUUUUAUGUUUUAAUCUGUGCGGGUGUGAAACAAAAUAGUUGGUUGUGGGUGGCUGCUAUUGUGUGCGCAGUGGGAGAGAUUGCACUUUAAGAAUCAAAAAGGUGUCUAAAAGAUUUUUAUAUGUCAGAUUGUUUGAAGGAGUUGUUCAAAUCUUUAAUUUUCUAGCAAGGUUCAGAAUUCAGCCCAGCACACUAUGGAGCCGUGGGGCCAGACAAUGCCAUAGCUUAUAUCACUGUAAGUACGGCAUCACAGUGCUAGGUGCGCUCAUAAAGUUUCUAGUGCACUACAACAGUGUUAAAAAUAUUCCUUUUUAAACGUUUGUUUUCAUGUCUUUGUUUUCACAGCUCAGAUAAUGGUGACCAAGUAGCCCUGAACAACUUCAUACAAAGCACCUUUGUACGGAACAUCCUGUCUGCCCUAGCAUACUUUGAUAUAUGCUAGUUUGCUUUUUAGUGGCUAAUCUAAAAACUGUAACAAGAUUUCUUAUUAACAUUUUCUGAUGAACGCGGCCUUCUUUUUAUGACAGUUCAAGCCAGAAAUUGCCAUUUCAGUGCAACUGAUAAGUUUUCCUUUAAAUGUUUUAUUGAAGAACAAUCUUAAUUUUAUUUCUAGUAAUGUGGGAUUUUUAUGAACACCUGGAAAUGUCUUAACUAAAAUUUCCCAAUGAGAGAAACAUUUGGAAAUUGCACAGAAACCUUUAUAUUUAUGGGAAUAAUCAACUACUGUACAAUAUUAGCAACCACGUAUUUUGUGGUGAAAGAUCCAUAAUCUUUUCACAUUAUGUCAUCAUUUCUUGUGAAGACUCGAGCAAUAUGAUAGCAGUAAUAUCAACCAGCUACUAUUCAUGAAAAUCUUGAUUAUUGGCCUAUAGGAGAAAUUUGAAAAGGUUAAAAAGUAUUGCACUUUGUAUUGGAAGAUGUAUUCUAUAUACUGGCACUGCCCUUUUGUACAACAGACUUAAUUUAUUCUCAGGUGGACAAUAAUGAUGAAGCAGUAGUUUGUAGGCCAUAGAUCCAUUUAACCUAAUUGGUGGGGGGAGGUGUGUUCAUUCUGGUACUGUGUCAUUUAACAUUUUGUCAAUGAAACAACGUAUAUACAAGUACACUCAGAGUUCUCUCUUGUUCUGUUCAUCAAUAUGAUCGUUGGGAAAUAAACAUACACACAUUGAA
Dicentrarchus labrax (European seabass) is the source of this 3968-nucleotide messenger RNA. RefSeq names its product proton myo-inositol cotransporter. Bases 174 to 2204 code for a protein of 676 amino acids. Gene Ontology annotation, molecular function: myo-inositol:proton symporter activity. The transcript is spliced from 11 exons. Lineage: Eukaryota; Metazoa; Chordata; Actinopteri; Moronidae. The record is from RefSeq and is a predicted model, not a curated record. Gene Ontology annotation, cellular component: membrane. Gene Ontology annotation, biological process: transmembrane transport.